UGUUGUGGAAGUCAAAAUGUAGUUGAAAAUUAGGCCGUUUUUAUCUGGAAUUUAGUGUAUUGUACGUCAAAGAAAGCUCCAUUUUUCAUUUAACUAUGGCGCCAGCAAAAUCAAGAAAGAUCGUCGUGAUGGGAUUCCGUUCUGUCGGAAAAUCUUCAAUUACAAUUCAGUUUGUGGAGGGACAAUUUGUGGAUUCAUACGAUCCGACAAUUGAGAACACAUUUACCACCAAGCUGAAACACAACAGUCAAGAAUACAUACUGGAGGUCGUAGAUACUGCCGGCCAGGAUGAAUAUUCAAUAUUCCCUCAGACUUACUCAGUUGGGAUUCAUGGAUAUGUACUUGUAUAUGCAGUAACAUCUGCAAAAAGUUUUGAGGUUGUAAAGGUUAUUCAUGAAAAGUUACUGGAUAUGUCAGGUCAAAAUUAUGUUCCUAUGGUCCUUGUGGGUAACAAAACAGAUUUGCACAUGGAGAGGGUUGUCACUUAUAAAACUGGAAAAACACUUGCUGACUCAUGGAAAGCAGCAUUCUUUGAAUCCUCAGCUAAGGAAAAUAGUAGCGUGCAAGAAAUUUUCCAGUCUCUUAUUAGAGAAAUAGAGAAUCACGACCAAGAUGGAAAUGUAGACAAGAAGGACGAUUGUAACAUAUUAUGACAACUGUAUACAGCUGCAAUAGAUACUUAACCAAAAUCUAUUUUGUGAUAAAAACUCUGUUUACAUUGUUGUUCACACACACCUUGUUCUUUACAACCUGUUCACCAGUGGUAUAAUUUUGAUAAGUGAGACCAUUCCUACAUUGCAAUCACGGCCAUGAUUUGCAUCAAUAAUACAAUAAAAAUUAUAAAAUAAUAAUAAACUUUUUUUAAAGGUAGGGGUAGAAAGAUUGAGUUAGUGAUGUUACUUAGAAGUUUAGACUAAGGGAUUGGAAGUAAAAGUAAGUUUAGUUAAUAGCACUUUUUUUCUUCUGUUUGCAUUUCUUCUCCUGCAAACUGCAGGUAAUUUGUUCUUGAAACUGACCUGUUAUAACUUGGAGGCUGGGAAAGUAAUAAGUUAAAACUAUUUUUUGGAAACCUUUUUUGUUUUGAUCUAGUUUUCUCCAGUUUGGGUAAUGUCUUUCCUCCAGUGAUUCUGCUUAUUCUGAACUGUAUUCUAAGUUCCAGAGAAUCAAAUUUGUAUUGAUUCUAUGCUAUAGCGACAUCACAGAACAUUAAAAAAAGGAAACAAAUUUGAUGUUAAAUUGUUCCCAUCAGAAGGAACAACUUAAUUUUUUCUAGAACAUGUAAGUUAUUUCAGCCCAUCAUUUAACAGUCACUCACAAAACCAAAAAUCGUAGUGAAAUGCGAAUUGACAAGAGUCUGUGCUCCAAGCUCAUUCAAUCAAUCAAUCAAUCAAUCAAUUAAUCAAUCAAUCAAUCAAUCAAUCAAUCAAUCCAAUCAAAUCAAUCAAUCAACCAACCAACCAAUCAAUCAAUCAAUCAAUCAAUCAAUUAAUCUUUAUUUAAACACUAAAAUCUUAUCAUAAAAAUAGUCUUCCUCAUUCAAAGUGCAGACUGUUUUGAAGUUGCUAGAACUGUUUCACAGUGGAAGUACAUUGCUUUACAAAUUUCCUUGAUCAAUUAAAUCUUAUUAAUAUUAUUAUUAAAUCUGUGCAUUUGAUUGUCAUAUCCCAUACAUGUUAUUUAUCACCAGUUGAUUAUCUUUUGUCUUCAUUUGCCAUUUUCUUUUAAAUGGAAAACAAUAAUAUUUUAUGAAUAGAAUGUCUAUAAAAUUAAUACUUUUACUAUGAUUACAAAACUGAAAAAUCUUUUUCUUUCAAACAUUGCUGUGCUGUACUAAAUCUCUGCUGCUUCUGUUGGAUUUUUUUGUAUAAAUAAACUUGGCUUUGUGCCUCAUUUGACGUCCA
Messenger RNA from Orbicella faveolata, 1901 nucleotides. Its product is annotated as GTP-binding protein Rheb-like. Lineage: Eukaryota; Metazoa; Cnidaria; Anthozoa; Scleractinia; Merulinidae. Gene Ontology annotation, cellular component: membrane. Gene Ontology annotation, biological process: signal transduction. The record is from RefSeq and is a predicted model, not a curated record. Gene Ontology annotation, molecular function: GTP binding; GTPase activity.